AUGACGGAAGGAGAUGAUGCUCCCCUUGUUAUUGACAAGGGUACCAGUAUGGUGAAGGCCGGCUUUGCUGGUGAAGAUGCUCCGAGGGCAGUUUUCCCGAGGACUGAAGCACCCCGGCGCACAGGAAAGAUCGACCAUGGUUUAGUGAGCAACUGGGAAGACAUGGAGGAGCUUGCGUACGUUGCACUUGAUUUCGAGGAGGAAACUGAAGCACCAGUGGAGAAGAGUUAUGAGCUUCCCGAUGGUCAGAUGUGGAUAACAAAGGCAGAUUACGAGGAGUCGGGUGCUAAGAUUGUUCACACAAAGUGCCCCUAA
This is a messenger RNA of Salvia splendens (bonfire salvia), 315 nucleotides long. Its product is annotated as actin-58-like. NCBI's taxonomy places the organism in Eukaryota, Viridiplantae, Streptophyta, Magnoliopsida, Lamiales, Lamiaceae. The transcript is spliced from 4 exons. Bases 1 to 315 code for a protein of 104 amino acids. The record is from RefSeq and is a predicted model, not a curated record.